AUGUCUGGCCGGCAGCAAUCGAGGUACGCGAGUUCCAAUCCCGGAAACCUAGGCCAAACCACAUUAAGCCUGAUCGGCUACCUCUGCUUUGCCGUUUUCGUCGUCUGCGCCGUCGUAUUCACCGUGAACUACGAGCCCCGCGACCCCCAUUUCCUCCCCGCCUCAAAGAUCGGAAAUUUCCUUCCCUCUGAACCCGACCCCAAUCAGGCGGCGCUGGAGUCCUUAUUCAACGACACCGAUUUGGAUUCCCUGGUCGGGCACGGACCCGAAGAGUCCCUUGCCGGCCCCGAUGCCCGCGUCUGCAAGGCCGAAGACCCGAUCGACUGCCGCGAUCCGGACCUGUUUCACCUGCUGAUGCGGGCCACCAUCGAGAAGUUCAAGGACGUCCACUUUUACCGGUUUGGGAAGCCCGUUGAGGGAGACAACGGCUCCUCCUGCCACAUGGCGUGGCGCUACCGGCCCAAAGACAGCAAGCCAGCUUCCUUUAACAAGGACUAUAGGAGCUUCGUUGUGUCCAGGUCCAAGAAUUGCACGAUGAGUGUGGUUGGCAUUGGCGAAUAUCACUCGGGCGUGAAUGCUCGGAAGAAAAAGGGGAAAGCAAAGAAAAGGCCUGAAGAUAACAAUAAUAAUAGUAAUACUACUUUGGCAAUUGAGGUUGGUGAGACUGCAAAUGACGAGCUUCCUGAAGUAUUAUCCGAGGGUUCGUUUAUCCGAGGGAAGUAUUUGGUGUACUCGGGUGGUGGGGACAGGUGCAAGAGCAUGCAUCAAUACCUGUGGAGCUUCACGUGCAUGCUUGGCGAGGCGCUGUUUUUGAACCGAACGCUUGUCAUGGACCUUAGCCUCUGUUUAUCCAAGAUAUACUCUUCGUUUAGCGUGGAUGAGGAAGGCAAGGAUUUCAGAUUCUACUUUGAUUACGAGCACUUGAAGGACUCGGCCUCUGUGCUCGACCGGACUCAGUUCUGGUCCGCUUGGGACAAGUGGCAGCAGAAGGGUAUAUUGGGCCUCCACCUUGUGGAGGAUUUUCGGGUUACGACUGUGAAGCUAGCCGAGGUGAAGGAUGCUUUAAUCAUGAGGAAAUUUGGGUCGGUUGAGCCCGAUAACUACUGGUACCGGGUCUGUGAGGGCGAGGCGGAGCCCAUCAUUAAACGGCCGUGGCACAUGAUCCGUAAAUCGAGAAGGUUGCUUGACAUUGCCUCGGGUAUUGUGUCGAGAUUGAACUCGGAUUUUGACGCUGUACGUGUCGAGCGUCGGGAGAAGGUUAAAAAUAAGGAGAUAUGGCCUAAUCUCUAUAGGGACACCUCGCCGGAAGCGAUUAUGGUGGCGUUGAGGGGAAGGAUUGAGGUGGGAAGGGACCUUUACAUUGCCACAGACGAGCGGGACGUGUCGUUUUUUGAUAAUUUGAAGGGAAAAUACUCGACUCAUUUCCUCGAUGACUAUAAAGAUUUGUGGGAUGGUAACAGUGAUUGGUUUGAUGAGAUGACAAGGCUUAAUAAUGGGAAUGCGGUCGAGUUUGAUGGUUAUAUGAGGACGUUGGUCAAUAGUGAGGUGUUUCUGAAGGGGAAAAAGCAGGUAGAGACUUUUAAUGAUCUCACGAGGGAUUGCAAGGAUGGUGUUGGCACAUGCACGUUGAGCGGCUAG
Striga hermonthica is the source of this 1638-nucleotide messenger RNA. The record is from the annotation of a GenBank genome assembly. NCBI's taxonomy places the organism in Eukaryota, Viridiplantae, Streptophyta, Magnoliopsida, Lamiales, Orobanchaceae.